AUGAAUUCACCAUCUGGUCGCACCAUCAUCCUCACUGGAGCUUCUCGCGGAAUCGGGUGGGAGAUUGCUCAAUGUUUGCUCAAGGAGCCUCUUGAGAGUAACGUGGUCGUCAUCGCCCGUACCGAAGAGCCGCUUCUGAAGCUCAAGGAACAAUAUGGACGACGCGUUGAAGUUCUGCGCGGCGAUGCAACUGACCCUGAUAUGGGCGACAAGGCCAUCAAAGCAGCUCUUACUGCCUAUGGAAGAAUUGAUGGGCUUAUCGUGAAUCACGGUGUUCUGGGACCUGUGAGCAAAAUUGUCCGAUCUGACGUGGAAGAAUGGAAAAAGGCAUUCGAUAUCAACUUUUUCAGCGCCGUUGAACUUGUCAAAGCAGUCCUUCCUCAUAUCCGCAUCUCUAGAGGAACCGUCAUUUUCACCUCCUCGGGGGCAGCCGCGUCGGCCACCAUCGGAUGGGGUUUAUACGGCGCAAGCAAAGCUGCGAUGAACCACCUCAAUAUGACCUUGGCAAAGGAAGAGCCCGAAAUCACCUCUCUUGCAAUUCGCCCUGGCAUGGUCGAUACGCAAAUGCAGGAAGAACUUAGAUCGGACCAUAUUCAAGUGCUUGGCCCCGAGGACGGUGGGAGAUUCAUCGCUGCGCACAAGGAAGGAAAAUUACUCCCACCUGAGAAGCCAGGCCGUGUAAUCGCCAAGCUUGCUUGUUGGGCUCCCCGUGAUCUUUCUGGACAGUUCUUGACUUGGAACGCCGAAGAAUUGAAGGACUAUCAAGACUAA
This is a messenger RNA of Uncinocarpus reesii 1704, 771 nucleotides long. RefSeq lists its product as uncharacterized. The transcript is spliced from 4 exons. Gene Ontology annotation, molecular function: oxidoreductase activity, acting on NAD(P)H, oxygen as acceptor. The record is from RefSeq and is a predicted model, not a curated record. Lineage: Eukaryota; Fungi; Ascomycota; Eurotiomycetes; Onygenales; Onygenaceae. The coding region runs from base 1 to 771 and encodes 256 amino acids. Gene Ontology annotation, cellular component: intracellular anatomical structure.